AUGGAUUGCAAAAUAUGCCAACAAAAGUAUCAACCUGACUUGGAACCCCGCACACCCAGAAUCCUCGCAGCAUGCGGGCAUACAAUGUGUCAAGAAUGUCUACAAAAGAAACUGGAGAAUGGGAAAGUGGUGUGUCCGGUAGAUGGAACAGUUACGGAUGUUAAUGGCGGGAUCAAUGACUUGGUGAAAAACUUUGCGCUUUUUGAAAUACUGGAGGAGCAGAAAACUCAAGGAGGGAAAACGAGCAAAAUAGAGUGCAAAAUAUGUCUACGUGAAUACAAUUGCCACUUGAAAAAAUUGACACCAAGAGUUUUGACAAAGUGUGGGCAUACAGUAUGCCAGGCGUGUAUUCGGAAACAAGUGCAGAAUCGACAGAUUGUGUGUCCAUUCGAUAGAGUUGUCACUUUAGUUAGUGGUGGUGUCAAAGAGCUCGCUAAGAAUCAUUCGGUUCUAGAACUAGUUGGUGACCGUCCCCCGAGAGAUUCAGAUUCCGGAGAUGAAUCAUCUGAUGUGGAGGAGAGAGUGGUUCCUCCUCAGCAAAAUUUGUUACCUAUCCCACCAAAUCUAUUUGGAUUUCCUCAGGAAAUUCCUGAAAUUCCAGAAAUUUGGAUGGAAGACAAUGUUUUCCGCAACGAUCAAGUAGAGUUUGGUGCAAUUUUCCGUCAUAUCCCUAUUCCUGAACAUCGUAACCCAAUCCAACGUCCUGUUCCUGAAUAUCGUAACCAGAUCGAACGUGUGGACGUUCCUAUUCCUGAACGUCAGAACGUGAACCAACCGGUUCCGGACGACUUUCCAGAUGACUUUCCAGAUGACAUCCCUGAUGGUGACAACGAAUUGGAUAUUGAGGAAGAGUCUUCGGAUGACGAUGAUGAUUAUGAUUAUAAUGACAAUGAUAAUCAAAGAGAGGAGGAUAUAGAUUGGCAGGAGCGGAGGAAUGAGGAAUAUGUUGAGGAGGCAGCUUGGCUAGAGCGUAACUUAGAAUUGGAAGAUGACGAAGAUGAUGAUGAUAAUAACGAAAAUGAUAGCGACGAUUCAGAUUCACGUCGUGAUGGGUCAGAGGAAGAAGAAGAUGAUAAUGACAGUAAUGAAGAGGAGGAUGCUAACCACCAUCGCCAAGAGGAUUCAGAUGUCAAUGAUGACGAUGAUGAUGACAACGAUGAAGAGCAUCUCUACAAUGACAACCAGGAGGACUUGAAUGAUCCAGAAGAAGACAAUGAAAGCAGUGACGAGGGAUCUGAUGGCAAUCGACGUGAAAGCUGGAACCGAGAUGAUUCGGAGAAUGAAGAAGAUGAUGAUCACCAAGAGGAUUCAGAUGACUCUGAUGAGAAUCACGUCUCGCCUUUUCUUUAUAAUGGAUCUGAUUCGGAAGAAGAAGAUGAUGAAAGCAGUGAUGAGGAACCGACGCAUAACCAAAGAGAUUCUGAUGACCAAGACGGUGAUAGCUCAGUUAGCGAUCGUCACGAACCUCCUGGGUAUCAAGGGGAUUCAGAUGACCCAGACGAUGAUAACUACGUCAGCAAUCGUUUUGUGCCGCAUGGUUAUGAAGGAGAUUCGGAUGACGACGACAACAGUUCAGACCAGCAACAAAAUUAUAGCUAUAACCAAGAGGAUUCUGAUGACCCAGCUGAUCAUGAUCAUGAUGAUUAUAGCUACGCCAACAAUAGUUACGACUCUCGUGGGAAUCAAGGUGAUUCAGAUGCCGAUGAUGACGAUAACUACGUUAGCAAUCGUAUCAUGUCUUAUAGUUAUGAAGGGGAUUCAGAUGACGAUGAGGACGACGACGAUUCAGACCAGGAACAAGAUUAUGGAGCUGAUUCUGACUAA
This is a messenger RNA of Caenorhabditis remanei, 1824 nucleotides long. RefSeq lists its product as uncharacterized. The record is from RefSeq and is a predicted model, not a curated record. The transcript is spliced from 7 exons. Bases 1 to 1824 code for a protein of 607 amino acids. Lineage: Eukaryota; Metazoa; Nematoda; Chromadorea; Rhabditida; Rhabditidae.